Schistosoma margrebowiei is the source of this 3115-nucleotide messenger RNA. NCBI's taxonomy places the organism in Eukaryota, Metazoa, Platyhelminthes, Trematoda, Strigeidida, Schistosomatidae. The record is from the annotation of a GenBank genome assembly.
GAAUAGAAAACCCACGCGUUUCAAUCCGUGGCGCGUUUUCUAGUUAUUACGCGAUAUGUUUUCCUUCGGUUUUUCAAACCAUCCUUGUGGUUCGCCAUGCUUAUUCAUCAGAAUUGUGGUCAUUCUUAUAGUGUCCUUCUCUGUUGUUUUAUCGGAAGACUUGAAGCCGAAGAGAAAAAGUGGUGAUACUCGUGUACCAAUAACUCCAGACAAAAAGGAAAUCAAAAACCAUAUAGAGCAAUUUGAUGAUCCGGAAACUGUCGAAAAAUUCCUACGUGAUCUUCUUAAUCCAGAUCUAUUGUUCCCUCAAAUUCCAAAGGAUAAGGAAGGUGUAAACGUUGAGUCAGAAUCACAAGAUGAUCCACUUAAUUCAAAGAUGAAGGAUGAAAACCAAGAAUCGACAGAUGAGUCUGAACAUGAUUCAACUGCGAACGAUUUUCCGGGCUCCCAAAGCAUCCCAGCGAUUAAUGAUGAAAACACAAUGAAAAGCAUUCAUUCGCCACCUGAUGAGCAUGAAGAUUCGGAACAAAGUGUUGCUCAGCGUUUGUAUGACGAAGCUAUGAGUAUUUUGGAGACAGAAAAUCACAAGACAUCUGCUGAUAAAACUGCACUAGAACUCUUGAACGAAGCUUCCAGACAGGGUCAUACAAAGGCAAGGGAACAAGUGGCUAUGCUGACAUUACUUGGAGGUUACACUGCAGAUCCUUUUAAAAGCGCAUAUUCUGCGUUCGAAGAGCUGUCUAAUGAAGGCAACCCUCGCGGUCAGUUUGGCCUGGGAUUUUUGUAUGCAUCUGGAUUACACGUAAAUGCAAGUAUUCCACAUGCAUUGAUAUAUUUAACAUUUUCGGCUCUUGGAGGAGAUAAUUUUGCUGAUAUGGCUUUGGGCUAUCGUUACUGGACUGGUGUUGGUGUUGAAGAAGAUUGUGAAGCAGCACUAACACAUUAUCAUCGUGUGGCUCAAGUCGUCUUUAAAGAAGUUUCUGAACGCUCUGAAUCUGGUGGUCCAACUCUUCUUGGACCUAUGGUUAGACGUGCUCGUCUUUUAGACGAAAUAGAUGCAAUGGGUAGUUUAGAUGGUGGUGAUCUUACAAUCAGUGAGGAUCUGUUCCAAUAUUAUCAGUUUAUGGCUUACAAAAAGAAUGUUAGUGCUAUGGUUGGAUUGGGUCAGUUGUAUUAUUAUGGUAGACAUGGUGUUGAAAUGAAUCAUGAAAAAGCUUUUUAUUACUUUAAUCUGGCUGCUGAAUCUGGAAGCGCCAUAGCCAUGGCUUAUUUAGGCGAGAUGUACAUGGUUGGUAGCACAGCUGUACCUGCCGAUUCGACGAAAGCCUUGAAAUAUUUACGUAAAUCAGCUGAAGAGAAUAAUCCCAUAGGGCAAACAGGUUUGGCGUUGGCCUACUUAUAUGGUCGAGCCGGUUUACCGGUUAAACCAGUUAUCGCAAUGGAGUUAUUUCUGAAAGCUGCAGAUCAAGGUUGGCCUGAAGCUCAAUUACAUCUUGGUCGUUUAUUCUUAGGUACUCAUGGAAUAAAAACUGAUUACAAAUCAGCUUUGAAGUAUUUCACUAUGGCGUCACAACAGGGUAAUGUAAUGGCUUUCUAUCAUCUAGCUGAGAUGCAUGCCAAAGGUACAGGAGUAUUACGAUCCUGUAGCACCGCAGCCGAACUUUUUAAAAAUGUAGCUGAACGUGGUCGUUGGUCGAAAAUGUUCAUGUCUGCUUAUUCUGCUUUUCGCAAUCGUCGUUAUCAUGAAGCAUUUGUUACAUACCAACUAUUAGCAGAACUCGGUUACGAAGUGGCUCAAAGUAAUGUAGCUUUCAUCCUAGAAGAAGUAGAAAAAGCUACGGGAAUUCCAAAUGAUGAAAUUCACAAACGUGCGUUUACACAAUGGCAACGAUCUGCGACACAAGGUUCCACAAGUUCUCGUGUGAAGUUAGGUGAUUACUAUUAUUAUGGACUUGGUACUGAUGUUAGUUACCAAAAAGCUAUUCAACAUUAUCGAAUCGCUUCAGAUUUACAUCAUAAUGCACAAGCAAUGUUUAAUUUAGGUUAUAUGCAUGAACAAGGAUUAGGAUUGAAGCGAGAUCUUUACUUAGCCAAAAGGUUUUAUGACAUGGCCGCUGAAGCAUCGAUCGACGCACGAGUAGCUGUAUACCUAGCUCUUAUACGUCUUUCAUUUUAUUUUGUUAUGGAAUUUUUCGGUGAAUCAAGUUUCUUUCAAUAUCUUGGAAGUAUGUUUGGUAGUAGAUCAUUUACUGAUGAACAUGAGGUAGAUAGUGUAACAGAUUCGACAAAAACACCAACAAUAUCAUCUCAUCCUUCAGGACAUUUAAUAUCAACUAUGGAUUGGGAUUUUUAUGCAAUACCAUUUUUAACAGGAUUAUUAUUGUUGUUCUUUUUUUAUAUUAGACAUAGAAGGGUUUAAAAUUAUUAUUUAUGUGUGUAAUUUUUCUGUAAUGUAUUUAUAUAUGUAAUUUGGAGCAGUGAAUGAAGUCGGUAAAUUUUGGAAUAUUUAUUUAUUCUUCAGAUUUUCCUGUUGUGUGAUAAAUUAAUUAUCUACUAUCUUUUCUUUUCACUGCCCUUCGUUGUCCUUCUUUGUCCCUCCACUAUCUUUAUUUUAAAUUUAUUUUUAGUUCUACUUUUGCUUUUUGUUUUGUAGACAUCAAUGUCUAUAGAUUGUAAAGUUCAUUCUUUCCUUACUGCUACUAUUACCAACACAUACUGUAUUUGUGUGUGUGUGUGUGAAUAAACACUGGGUCGAACCUUCACGUUGCUAUUCUUUACAAAUAAAGAGGAACAUUGUGUCACGAGUGUUUGUCGUUAUCUCUUUUUUAUUUCAUAUAAUAUAUAUCUCAUCAAACGUAAAUGGUACACACAUACACACGGGUGUGUUGUAUUGGUUUCGUCAAAAUGAAGUUGUCUUAUUUUACAAUUACUGCACUCAGGAAGAUCUUUUAUGUCUGUAUAGUAAUAAACAUUAUUUUUCUCUAGUAUUUUUUUGAAACGACAAGCUUUCUUUUAGUGCUAAAUUUCCUGGAAUAAUUGUGUAGGCAAAACAGAAACAAAGUCUGUCUAGUUUUUUUUAAAGUGUUAAAUAUUUGUCAUAUACACUAAAAUUGUG